This is a messenger RNA of Melanaphis sacchari, 1697 nucleotides long. Its product is annotated as hydroxymethylglutaryl-CoA lyase, mitochondrial. The record is from RefSeq and is a predicted model, not a curated record. Gene Ontology annotation, biological process: ketone body biosynthetic process; L-leucine catabolic process. Bases 341 to 1384 code for a protein of 347 amino acids. Gene Ontology annotation, molecular function: hydroxymethylglutaryl-CoA lyase activity. Lineage: Eukaryota; Metazoa; Arthropoda; Insecta; Hemiptera; Aphididae. The transcript has 6 exons.
UCGCUUAGCUGUUGUUUGUAGGGCGCUGCUCGUGCACGGCCCCAGUUCUGACUUGCAUCAUAGCUGUUAUUUGUUUUUCCAAUAGUUAUUAUCAUCGUUUUAUUCCACCGGUGUGUGUGUGUGUAGUAAGACGUGCGCGCACGCGACAGUGUUAUAAAUAUUGCAGAACAGUAAUAAUAUCAUUUCCGGUGUAUAAGGUUUUAUAUUGAAUAUAAUAACAAUAUAAUAAAUACCAUUCCUGCGUUUUAAGACUAUAUUAUAAUAAAUAAAGUUCUUCGUGGAACCCGGCGCUCGAUUUUUGCCAACCCGGUGCGAGAAAACCAACGGUGCAUACACCGCAAUGCAUUUCGUCAACGACGUGUCCAAGUUCCUUUACAGCAGUCUCAAGAACGAAUCGAGCAGGCUCAGGAGCUAUGCGGUGAAUAGCGUUUACAAGUAUCCGACUAAAGUUCGAGUCGUUGAAGUAGGACCGAGAGACGGUCUACAGAACGAAUCUAAAAACAUUCCAACGGACGUUAAAGUAGAAUUCAUCAACAGACUGUCUGCGACAGGACUUAAAAACGUUGAAGCUACUAGUUUCGUUUCACCAAAAUGGGUGCCGCAAAUGGCUGACCACUCAGAGGUGUACAGUAAGAUCGACAAAGUGGACGGUGUGUCGUAUCCGGUGCUGGUACCAAAUAUGCGAGGUCUACUCACAGCCAUGCAACACGACGUUAAAGAAAUCGCCGUCUUUGGUUCCGCUUCUGAAGGAUUUAGUCAAAAAAACAUUGGCUGCAGUAUUGCUAAGAGUCUGGAAAGAUUCGAAGAUGUAGUUUCCACUGCUUUAGACCACGGUAUCAAAGUUCGCGGAUAUAUUUCUUGCGUGUGUGGGUGUCCGUACGAUGGGGCUGUAUCGCCUCAAGACGUCGCUAAGAUAUCCGACGCGUUGUUCAAAAUGGGCUGUUAUGAGAUUUCUCUUGGAGAUACAAUUGGUAUUGGCACACCGGGCUCAAUAAGAGCAAUGUUACAAGAAGUCAUGGAAAUUGUGCCUGUUGAAAAUUUGGCUCUCCAUUGUCAUGACACUUAUGGACAAGCAUUGUCUAACAUACUUACUGCUCUCGAGAUGGGAGUUUCAGUCUUCGACUCAUCGGUGGCUGGUCUUGGCGGCUGUCCUUACGCCAGAGGUGCUUCUGGUAACGUGGCCACUGAAGAUUUGAUUUACAUGUUGCAAGGAAUGGGAAUCGAAACUGGUGUGGACAUGGACCUUUUAUUGAGUGCUGGCAGGUAUAUUUGCGAGGAGUUGGGAAAAAGUACAGAAUCGAAAGUGGCCAGAGCGUUGUCCGGAAAAGAAAAACCUAUGAAAUUCUUGCAAUCCUACAAAAAUCAAACAUCGCUCAAGAACUAACGAUCUUCUUAACACCUAUAAAUUAUUUCACUUAUUAUCAUUCGAAAUAUCUCUAUCGUCUUGUGUAAUUUAGUGAAUUUUUAAUUAUUUAUAUAAGACUGAAUCUAUUACAUUUGUCUUGAAUGUGACUUUAAACGUAAUUUUUUUUUAUAUUUAACUAUCGUUUAUAGAUGAUUUUUAUAAUAUUUUAUUUUAUUACCGUAUUAUUAUAUUCAUUAUCAUAUGCAUUACACAUGGACAAGUACUCGAUCAUCUGACAAUAGGCACAAUUCGUGAAAGAGAGAUGUACUUGGAUCAUGAGAGGGUUAGCUCU